Messenger RNA from Papilio polytes (common Mormon), 821 nucleotides. Its product is annotated as E3 SUMO-protein ligase NSE2-like. The transcript is spliced from 5 exons. Gene Ontology annotation, biological process: double-strand break repair via homologous recombination; protein sumoylation. Gene Ontology annotation, molecular function: SUMO ligase activity; zinc ion binding. Lineage: Eukaryota; Metazoa; Arthropoda; Insecta; Lepidoptera; Papilionidae. The coding region runs from base 93 to 680 and encodes 195 amino acids. Gene Ontology annotation, cellular component: nucleus; Smc5-Smc6 complex. The record is from RefSeq and is a predicted model, not a curated record.
UUUUGAAUUUGAACAAGUUAAAAUGAUUUUGUAAAUUGGUGCUAGUACAAACAAAUUCUAAAAUAACUUUAAAUACGUUUACGGUAGCGUACAUGAAAGUGAACUUAAAAAUGGUAGAUGCAGAGAUAAGUGAUUUGAGAAAGCAAUGUGUCGCGAGUUUGUAUUCUUGUGCAGAAAAUGUCGCAUUGUUUUUGGAUGGGCAAGAAAAGAAAACAGAGUUUCUUAAGCUGAAGUCUUGUAUCGAUGAAUAUUGCAUGAUGGAAGCGCGCCAAGACGUUGCCAACCAAGCAUUAGAAAAGGCUAAGGACGAGAUUGACUCGAACAUUGAAUCAUUGCAGAAUAGGUUUGAGUUAUAUUUGGACAGCCUUGCCCAAAGACAUGAGGACAACAACCAACAUCCCUAUAUGGUAGAACUGAAUAAAAAAAUUGAAAUAGGCUGCCGGAAAGCUACACAAAACUUAGAUGACUGUGAUUUAGCUAUUACAGAAACACAAGAUAUAUAUAUUGACCCUAUCACAAAGCGGCCAGUGUCCGACCCGGUCCAGAACAGUGUGUGCGGCCAUGUCUAUGACAAGGAGUCCAUCAUGAAAUUAAUCAAUACAAGGAAUAAAGUGAUCUGCCCAGUGGCGGGCUGCGGCAGCCGGCAGCCUGUGCGCGCCUCGCAGCUGGUGCCUGCGUAGUGUCUGCGCUGCGGCUAGUGUCUGCGCGACGGCUGGUGUCUGCCCUGCGGCUAGUGUCUGCGCACCCUACAUUACAUACUCCGGACUCAACUUACUGUAUUUGUGCAUUUUUAGUUAUAUUAAAUCUUUUAUAAAAAUGUA